AUGGCUGCCCCUGAGGCUAGCGGAGGACACGCGACGCGGAGAGGCCAUUCACCCCAUCUGUCGAUAAGCGACCCUAGCCACCAUGUUACGGAGGCAAUAGGCCACAUGUACGACGAUGACUAUGAUCCUAAUGAUCCACGGCGCCUGAGCUAUAUACCUUCGGCCAAUUCAGAAUCCAUCACGACCAUACCACGGCAGCCUCUCAACGCCCAAACCCUCUCACCCGCCUCCAUACAGACUUCGCCGGCCGAAGGACAAUCAAGGCAAACGAAAGGAAAUCCGCGACCGCCAUUAGUAGGCCAUCGAUCCUUCGAUCGUGAUAGUGAUGCCGGCUCCGAUUCGAACAGGACGCCUUCAGAAACCGCAACCUCCUCCUUCCCCUUGAACGACAUCGGCUACGAAUCGAACCCAGCAGCUGUUGCUCAAGAACUCAACAACCUCGCGGCAAUUCGACGAAUGUCUAUGGAUGUUGCAGCUGCCGGAGACCCUGAUCUUCCUUCUUUUGGCGGCAGCAACAAUAACCUUUCGAUCCCAUCUCUACCGCCGUCACCUUCCGCAGACGAAAAUGACGCCUCGCGAUUAUUCUGGGUUCCAGCGAGCCUGCACCCGGAGCUGGCGCCGAAGGAGUUCAAGUCGUUUCUGGAAAGCAAGGCUGACCUGAUCAAACGGAAAUCCGGCGACUACUCUUCCCUCAGCCCCGAACGAUCCGGCUCAGACAGCGGUCUUCGUCGGAAACGGUCAAUGCUGUCUAAGCAGAUUGAUAGUUCAAGUGGUUACACAGAUGGUGCAGAACGAUUGGAGCGGCAACGCUCGCAGACCUCAAGCAAACGGGACGGCAUGCUGAGUCCAAAUCUGCAGGAGUUAGAGACACUAGUCGACGACUCGAAGACAUCUGAUCGAGAGAAGGAAAUUCUAGCUCGAGGGCUACAAAAUCUUGCCAUUAGACACAGCCUGAGACGAUCAACUCGAACCCAAUACAGGAAGGGCAGCUUGAAAAAGGGCGAGAAACCACCAUAUUCGAAGAGGGUUGGAAGAGGCUUGUCCGAAUCGGCCGAUGCGCCUCCCAAGAUCACACUCUCUGACAAAGACCCAGCGCGUAGCUCAGUUGACUCCGCUACCCCAGGCCUACCACAACGUGCUUCGUCAAGCUCCUCUCGUAGCACUGCUUAUGUACCAGGCUCUACAACUAGUUCCACAUUUGAUACAAUCCUUGAUCGACCAGAGGCAGAACAAACUGCUGCAUCACAAAACGCCCCCACAGACGCCGACUCUGACCGGGAGGAUCCUUCAAUACAAGGAAACGUUGCCUCCUACGCCCGGCAAUGGCAUUCCCGCAUCAGCUCAAACGGUCGAUCCACUUUGAACAUACCACCAUCAGCACAAAGUGUCCCUGCAAUAACCGAAUCACCUCCAAAUGACUCCCGUCGCGGGUCUUCUGCCUCAGCUUCACUACCAAGCCGAGUGGGAGAGCGCGACGGGUCUUCUGCAUAUUCGCCUAAGGCACCUCAGCAACAAGAUACCACUCCUACGAAACGAACCUUAAUGAGUGACCAACAUGGUAGAGAAACUACGCCAACGCUUAACGAUUUUGCCAAUAAUCCUCAGAUGAUACCCGGUAACAGUACGCGAACAGACAGUCUGUCGUUUAUUCCAACCAUCCAUGAAGAGCGAAAGCCAGAAGAGCGGAGGUCAGAGGGUAAGAAAUCGAAAAAAGACUCGGACGGAAGCAGAAAAUCCAGCUGGCAUUGGCUGCUGGGAAGUGAGGAGAAAGAUAAGAAGAAGGACAAAGAUGGAGAACCCAAGCGAUCCCGAUCACGAAUUGCGGAUAUAGUUCAUAGCAGCACUCGCCCUGAUCCACCACAGCCACCUCCAGAGUCCAGCACGAAGGGCCGGGAAAGCAUCGCUAUUGACCGUUUAGAUCCAAAGCUGGAGGAGGAGAGGCGCAAAGACAAUGCCCGGCGGGCCUCUGCGGACAAAAAAGAGAAAGACGGCAUUUUCUCGUCUAUUUUUGGCGGUGCGCGGAAGAAACACAGCGGCGACGGUCAUCACCGUAAAAACUCGUCGCGAAAUUACUCCCCCGAUCCUCCAAUGCGUCAGUUGGUACCUGAUGUCGAUUACGCUUGGACUCGUUUCUCCAUUUUGGAAGAAAGAGCGAUCUACCGCAUGGCCCAUAUCAAACUCGCCAACCCUCGCCGCGCCUUGUACUCACAGGUUCUGCUGAGUAACUUCAUGUACUCAUACCUAGAGAAGGUGCAACAGAUGCACCCCCAAAUGAUGGUCGCUUCAGGGUCUCAAAGAAAAACCAAGUCCCGUGACCAGCAGGAUGAGUACAUGCAGUAUCAGCAGUAUCAAGAGGCCCACGAUCAACACUAUGGGGACAAUGGAUAUGAUGACCCAUCAAUGUACGAGUACGAUGACGAUCCUCGCGACCGCUACCACGAGCAUGGAAAUGGUCACCACGGCUACGAAAACGGCCAUGGCUAUGGAUCGGGACAUUACUCAUAUGAUCACUCGUCUUUUGGCGAUGAUGUCCAAUUAGACGAUGACGAUGACGACGAUAUGUGGUGA
Messenger RNA from Penicillium chermesinum, 2568 nucleotides. Its product is annotated as putative telomere silencing protein Zds1. The record is from RefSeq and is a predicted model, not a curated record. Gene Ontology annotation, biological process: positive regulation of G2/M transition of mitotic cell cycle; establishment of cell polarity. The transcript is spliced from 3 exons. Gene Ontology annotation, cellular component: cytoplasm; cell septum. NCBI's taxonomy places the organism in Eukaryota, Fungi, Ascomycota, Eurotiomycetes, Eurotiales, Aspergillaceae. Bases 1 to 2568 code for a protein of 855 amino acids.